Aspergillus fijiensis CBS 313.89 is the source of this 1587-nucleotide messenger RNA. RefSeq lists its product as uncharacterized. The coding region runs from base 256 to 1434 and encodes 392 amino acids. The transcript has 3 exons. The record is from RefSeq and is a predicted model, not a curated record. Lineage: Eukaryota; Fungi; Ascomycota; Eurotiomycetes; Eurotiales; Aspergillaceae.
CGAACUAGUGUGCAGUCCAGCACUGUAUCCCUGUAUCCCUGUCACAGUAUCCCUGCCAUCAGGAUCAGUCUGGCCACCAUCAGGAGGCAGUAAGGGUUAUUUAUCACUGGCAGAGCGCCUCUUCGCUGACAAUGGGCUUUGUUGGGUUGUUGAGAGGAUCUUGACGAUCUGACGGAUUGUCCUCCCAUCCCUUUCCCCAUCGAUUCUAUUCUCAUUUCUUAUCUUUUAUCUACAAUUUGAUCACUAUCCUUCACCAUGUCGGAGACGAUGUCCUCGUCGUCCUCCACCCACACCUCGACGCUAACCGCGGCGGAGCUGGCGGAGUGGUCGCAGUCACUCCAGCCGGUGGUGUUGGGCCUCAGCGUCACCAUGCUGGUGCUUGGCAAUCUGGGCGUGAUGCUGCGCAUCUGGGCCCAAUGGCGCAUCCAGAAACGCCCCAUGCAGGAGGACUAUUGGCUGGUCGUGGCUGUCCUCUUCGCCAACGUGGUCUCCGUCGCCACCAUAGUUGCGGUGCACUAUGGACUGGGAUACCACCUCUUCCGCGUCAAUACGGAGGAUCCCACCCUGCAUGCGCUGAAGUGGAUUUUCUUGUGCGUGUGGCUCACAGCCACCUUCAACGGGCCCUCGAUGCUGGCCACCAAGAUCGCCCUGCUGCUCUACUACCGUCGGCUGUUCAUUGUGCAGCAGAUCUGGCUGCGCAUCUUCUGGUGGACGAACAUGGUAUACGUGGUGCUGUGGGCGAUCGGGUCGACCAUCUCGUACGCGCUCUCGUGCGUGCCGGCCAGCUACUACUGGGAGCGUUUCGACCCGCAGUCGACCAUGCACGGCACCUGCCAUAACACCACCACCGCCGACGCUCUGCCGCUAAUUAUGGACCUGGUCUCCGAUGUCGCCAUCCUGGUGCUGCCCAUUGCCACCAUCGCCACCCUGCAGAUGCCGCUCGCCCGCAAAAUAGGGCUCAUCAUCGUGUUCUCGGUCGGAUUCAUCGCCGUCGUCUCCGCCAUCGCCCGCGUCGCCGUCCUCUACACCGCCACGAACCUGCACUCGGACUUCACCUACGCGGCCGCGCCCUUCGAGCUGCUGGACGUGAUCCAGCUCAACGUGGCGAUCGUGUGCGCGACCGCCGUGCCCAUCGCCUCGGGCUUCCGCGUCGCCUUCAGCAAAAAGUUCCGCCGCUCCAACAAGAGCUGGACGGCGGGCGGGGCGGCUGGGAACACCUACUACAGCCGCGCCUCGACGGCGGCGGCGGCGGCGCGGGCCGCGCGUCGGCGGCUCGAGGACGAGGCCAGCAGCAGCACCGAACAGCUGCAGAUGGGCCACUUCACCACCACCAGCUGCGCCUCCAAGGACCCCGACGAUCGGGCCCGGGGGGCAGCCGCAGGCCUCGUCUCAGCCAAUGGGAUCCUGGUGAAGAUGGAUGUGGAUAUCCGGUAGUACUCUCGGCUGUGUACAGUACAUGCAAGACCUAAGCAAGAAGACAUGUCUGUAAGAAUAGCAGCGUCCUGGGGGAGAACCCCCAGACCCCCCUUUUCUUUCAGCUUCCUGGCUAGGCGUAGACUGUAUAGUUGGGAUGUUACCCAAAAGGUG